GCCCGCGGUACCGCCCCUGGCCGGGCGUGGGCGGGGCUGUGGCUGGAAACCGGAAGCAGCCGCGGCCCCAGCUCGGGAGACAUGGCGGGCAUUAAAGCUCUUGUGUUAUUAUCCUUCAGUGGGGCUAUUGGACUGACUUUUCUUAUGCUGGGAUGUGCCUUAGAGGAUUAUGGUGUUUAUUGGCCCUUGUUCGUCCUGAUAUUUCACGCCAUCUCUCCCAUUCCUCAUUUCAUUGCCAAAAGAGCAACAUAUGACUCUGAUGCAACAAGCAGUGCCUGUCGGGAACUGGCAUAUUUUUUCACUACUGGGAUUGUUGUUUCUGCCUUUGGAUUUCCUGUUAUUCUUGCUCGUGUGGCUGUGAUCAAAUGGGGAGCGUGUGGCCUUGUGCUGGCAGGCAAUGCAGUCAUCUUCCUUACAAUUCAAGGUUUUUUCCUUGUAUUUGGAAGAGGAGAUGAUUUUAGCUGGGAGCAGUGGUAGCACUAUAUUCUGAUAAAACGCAUUUAAUUUCUUAUAAUUCAUACUAUAUGUGUGUGCACAUGUGGCUUUUUGCUAUGAAAUUCAAUAUGCUGGGGUUUUUUUUUUAUACUUUUAUAUCAUGUUCACUUUAAGGAGGACUGUAUGAGAAAGAGAUUUGUUUUAGUACCAGCAAAUAGACCACUCCAUGUACUCACGUUGAAUUAUGUUACUUGGCUCUUCAUAUAGUCAUGGUGCUCUCAGAAAAUAUAUUAACACAGUCUUGUAGCCAGCUGCUCACAUAUGCAAUGCAUCUACACCUUUUGCCUGGGGAUGUGCUUGGAUAGGAGCAGGUCUCAGUUCUGCUCAGGAUUUCAAGAUACACUUGUGGCCCAGAGAGACAGAGGUGGCUCCCUCCUUCUCAGCGUGUGGUCCAUGGACCAAGAGCAUCGGCAUCUCCUAGGCACUUAGUACAAAUGCAGAAUCUGAGGCCCCACCCCAGACCCAAUGCAUUUUGAUGAGACCCCCAAGUGAAUUGGAUGAGAAGCGCUGUCAUAGAGGACUAAGUAUCGUACACAGUUUCCUUUUCUUCCCCUUGCAGAACCCCUUAACCUCUGCUCAUUUAUGAAAAUUGUUUCACCUGCCCCCAUGUUGAGGCCUAGUUCAGACUCGCUUUGGUAUUUGUGAAAUGUCCUCACCUGUAAUGUGUAGGCUGUUCCUCAAAUUUAUGAAGUGUUCUCAGGAACCAGUCCCUGCUUUAACAGGAUGAGGAAGACUAGAUAGGUGAUUCCGUUUAGUUUCCCUUUAUUAUCCGACACUUCUGUCCCAUUCCUUCCUGUGCUGCUCCUCCUCCCCUCCCCAAACACAUACUGUCAGCAUUUCUGAUUGGUCCUUGCUUCUUCAUGGCUGUGGUCCAUCCUUUCUAUAGAGACAUGGAACCAGGUAAGCAAGCAGAGGGUGAGCUGCUUAAUUUUCCUGACAUGCUGAUGUACUUACUGUCUUUUAUGUCCUGUAGGACUUUUUAUAUAGAUAGUAACACUUUAGGCCACUUUUAAACGAAUCAUGAGGAAUACAUGUCAUGCUGGAUCCUAUAAUCACAGUUUUUCUAGCUCAACUUGAUGUCCAAGAGAAAGGGAAAUAUGGGAAUUAGAACCACUUAAUCAGAAUAGUAGAAGCAGUGAUUUUAGAGUAUUGCUAAUGUGUGAUAACUGACUUACAUUCAAAACACUGACCCUUUAAGUUUGUAAUCUGAGUAAUUAGCAUAUCCUUUCAUAUUCUGGAAUCAUACUGAGACGAGAAGAAGAUAAAAGUGAUCCCUAAAAGGACAGUAUGCAAAGUUACAUUUUGACCUUGUGCAUGAUUUUAUGUUUUCAGUGUUCUGUGUACAUAUAGAAUUGUUGAAGUUAUUAUUUCCAGUAUUUAUAUUAGAAAAAAUAUAUAGAUACUUUAUAAUUUUAACCAGCAUUUUUAAUAACACUUGCACUUAUUGUAUUGUAAUAAAUUUCACUUUAAACACAAAAGAAAAGUUUACUUUAAAAGUCUUUUUUCUGAUGUAGCCCUACUUAAAAGAUAACAAAAAAGUGAGAAUUUCUUGGUGUUCUGAAAUAGACAGUUUUGAGUAAUAAUCUGCCCUGCAAUAGAAUAAUAGCAAUAAGAGUUAAGAUUCCAUUUUGAAUGUCUAGUUGGCUUACAAUAGCUUUUCCUAAGAUGGAAAUAGUGUUUAAUUAUGUUACCUUUUGCAAAAAAAUGUCUUUGUUGCGUGCACAAUAAUCCAGGUAGCCUUAAUGUGUAGCCUUAAAGCAUUGCCUCUUGAUUGUAUUUCCAGAAUAGAAAGUACUUGCCUAUAGAAUAUUUGUAGCUAUUCCCUAAUAAUGUAAUGGUUUGUUGAAGUGGUAGAUUAUUCGAUUUGCUCUAUUGUCUGAAAACAGAGACAUUCCGUCUCUUUUCCUAAGAACAAGGUCUGUCUUCCAUUUUUGGAGCCCUUCCUAUCCCCUAAUGCCGUUAGGGCCCAGGUAUACUCCUGUGAGGUUUGCUGGCCUCCUUUCCUGGAUCAGGGCCCUUCUAGCCUUCUCUACCUCCUGGGGUUCUUCAUAUUCCAAAAUCACCUACCUUCCUCCUACCAAUCAGUUUUCUUAGUAUAGCUGAUACCAUGUGGUGAUCAGAAGAAAACAAUCUGAUCAAACUCCUUUCCAAGAAAGAAUGAAUGACUUGGGAUCAUCUUCCCCUCGUCUGAAACUCCCAAUACCUGCAUGAUGCAGUUGCCACACAGUGCUGCAGCUGCAUUUUUACAAGGCCAUGCCUCAGAACCCAAUGACUUUCACAGAAAAUGGCAAUGCUUCAAAGUAAAGUGGAAAAGCAUCCCAACAAUUUACAGAAGGGUAAUGAUGCUUUGGGGACAGGGGCAACCCUGUCACAUUCACCCCUUCCUCAGGGUGAAUUCUCAGCUGGUCCUGCUUUCCAUAGUUGUUUCUUUUACUCCACUUAUAAACCCACAUAUUUUAUUUUAUUGAUUUUAGAGAAGAAGGAAGGGUGAGAGAGAGAGAGAAACAUCCAUUGGUUGACUCCUGCACACUCGCCCACCAGGGAUCGAACCCACAACCUGGGAAUCAAACCGCCACCUUUUGGUGCACAGGAUGCUCCCACCAACUCAGCUGCACCGGCUAGGGCCUCAGAUUGUUCUUACCAUCUCCUCUUAGGUAUUUUACCUCUGCGGUGUCUUCUUCAUGAAGAGUCUUCCCGAGUGUAGCUGGAAUGUUAUAUUAUAUAAAUAACAUUCCUCAUGCUCUCAGGGAAAUGCUUAGACGUCACAAAAAUGUGCAUUUCAAAGCUUGUAAAAUUUACAUUUUGCACCAUAAUUUAACUGAAAUAUUUAUGAGGAUGCUAGCGUUUUCCAAGCAUAGUAAUUAGGUCACAACUGAGAAAUACUUCUGUAGAUGAAUAUAAGUUGUGCAAUUGCAUUAUUUCUUGACAGUCUGCCUCAUGAAGUACCUUAUUUGCAAAAAUUCUGGUGUGUAAUAGCUCAUGACUUACUGGAGGAGAGCAGUGAUACAUGUGGCCCCAAACAUAAUGUGAAAAACCCAAGACUGCUUUAGAAUACUUUAUUAUAUAUGUAUGAUGAGGAUGAUUACUUUUUAAAUAAAACUUGUCAUUUAUACUUAAAAAA
This is a messenger RNA of Myotis myotis, 3616 nucleotides long. RefSeq names its product leptin receptor overlapping transcript (gene LEPROT). Lineage: Eukaryota; Metazoa; Chordata; Mammalia; Chiroptera; Vespertilionidae. Bases 82 to 477 code for a protein of 131 amino acids. Gene Ontology annotation, cellular component: endosome. Gene Ontology annotation, biological process: negative regulation of growth hormone receptor signaling pathway; late endosome to vacuole transport via multivesicular body sorting pathway. The transcript has 4 exons. The record is from RefSeq and is a predicted model, not a curated record.